Molecule: messenger RNA, 1407 nt
Organism: Trichophyton verrucosum HKI 0517
Lineage: Eukaryota; Fungi; Ascomycota; Eurotiomycetes; Onygenales; Arthrodermataceae
Exons: 6
Coding region: 1-1407 (468 amino acids)
Molecular function (GO): oxidoreductase activity, acting on paired donors, with incorporation or reduction of molecular oxygen; monooxygenase activity; iron ion binding
Source: RefSeq, a predicted model, not a curated record
AUGCCACCAAUCAUGAUUUUCUACGAAGGGCAGUCGGAUGAGGGAGGUUGCAAAGGAUUAUCUUCUGCGAACUUGGCCUGUCAGAAACCUCCAUCGUGUAACAAGCCAAAACCUCCUGUGGGCAAGGUUCCGCCGCCAACUAAGCGGGCGCGAGCUAGAGGAUGCCAUUCAACAUGCGUAUUUCAAGAUAAGUUAGCCUACCGAUAUACCAAACAAGGAAAGCCGUUUGCGAUAAAGGCAGAUCUUGAUAAUUGGAUGCUUAUGCUCCCGUUGGAGUCCAUGAAAGAAUGGUGCAAUUUGCCAGCUGAUCACCUCAGUUUCAUGAACUAUGUUGAGAAUGCGUCGGCUAUAGGAUACCAUACCAAUGCUGACUGUCAAACGCACAUCAACGCCAUCCUCGCAUACAACCAAAAGAAACACACUGAAUGGAGCAAGUUCAAUCCAAUUGAGGUAGUCAGUAAUGUGCUUAUGCAUUAUGCAACUUCAUUGGUUCUUGGACCAAAAUUCUCGCGAGACCCCAUUCUCAUGCAACACAUAACCACCCAUGUCUUGGGGAUUGAGGAAGUUAUCAACGAAUUUGCUCGCUGGCCAAGAUUCUUAUUUCCAUUACUCUGGAGAUUGUCCCCUGUUCACCGUAAAUUUCGCUCCAAUAUCUCAGUUGUCAGAAAGAACGUCGUACCCGAAAUCAAGCGCCGUGUGCAGCUUCUCCGACUUGGGGAAUCAACUGGCGAAGAUAUGAGUAUGCCGACCAUCUUUUUAAAGCAAGCUCUCAAGGAGGGCCUUCUUUCGAUGAGUGGAAAUACAAAGACAGAGGAGAACGACAUUGAAAGUCUCUUCAUGAAAACAUUGUUCCAUAUUUAUGAGGUCUGGGGGCCUAUCACUCCACUUUUGAGUGCCAUGUUUGUUCGUUGUAUGGCAAACCCUGAAUACGUCGACGCAUUGAGAGAGGAGGUCUCAGGCUCCCUUGAAUCUCAUGGAGGCUGGAACUCCAAUUUUUUGGCGCAUACACCAAAGUUGGAAAGCUUCAUGCGCGAGAGCUUACACAUGAAUCUUCCAAAGGGAACUUGCAUUGGAAUACCGACGAAAUGCGUCCAUGGGGACCCUAGGAACUACCCAGACCCAACAACGUUUGACGGCUACCGGUUUUAUGAUGCGGAUUCUAAUACAUGUACCGCGCGUGCAUCGACAGCUUCUGAGAAAUUCCUAGCGUUUAGCUAUGGCACUGGACUCUGUCCUGGGCGGUUUAUUGGUGUGAAAGUUUCGGAGAUUCUCCUGGCAAAAGUGCUCUUGGAUUUUGAUAUGCAGUUUAUAUCGAAAGGUCAGGAGUUCCCAUCAUAUGUCCUGAUGGAAAACACUUGGUCGUGGUUGGACACAAACCUCACAGCGUAUGUACGGAGCCAUAGGUGA